AGACUAUAUAUUUUCGUGAACCCUUGGGCUUCGAAUUUCGGUAUAAAAGCCUGUCAGAAAUCAUUUUCAUUCAUCAGUUCUUUUCCGGAACAUUUCAAGUACACUCCUACAACUUCCAAACAUGAACAAGUUCGUUGUUUUGGCCACAUUGUUCGCUGCGGCUAUCGCUGCCGAGUUGCCAGCUUACUCGAAGCCGUCGUACCCUGCACCAGCUUAUCCAGCUGAAGCUUAUUCAACUUCGACUCCUGCUGCUUAUACAACCAAGGCUGCUUAUCCGGCACCAGCCCCUGCUUACCAGAAAGCAAGCAGUGAACAACCAGCCUAUAGCAAACCUGCCGAAGAAGAUCAUCCACCGAUGCCAUUCAGCUUCGCUUACGAAGUUAAGGACGAUCCCACUUACCAGGACUUUUCGCACAAUGAGAACAGUGACGGCAAAAUCAUCUCUGGAUCUUACCGUGUAUCUCUCCCUGAUGGCCGCAUUCAAAUUGUCAGCUACAAAGCUGACGAGAAAGGAUACGUCGCCGACGUGAAAUACGAAGGAGAGGCCAAAUACGACGAAUACAAACCCGCCGCUACCUCGGCUUAUCCCAAAUCAGCAUCUCCAGUGGAAUCGGCCUACCCUAAGCCAGCCUAUCAAACUGAAGACGCUUAUUCCAAGCCCGUUUACACAACUGAAAAGGCUUACCCCAAGCCAACAUCCUCUGAAAAGCCUUCCUACUCCAAGCCUGCCUACACAACUGAAAAAGCUUAUUCCAAACCCGCCUACACGACUGAAAAAGCUUAUUCCAAGCCAACCACCACUGAAAAACCCGCAUAUUCCAAGCCGGCCUACCCAGCUGAGCCCGCUUACCCUAAGCCUUCUUACCCAGUCGAGCCUGUCUACCCCAAGCCUUCCUAUCCAUCGGAAUCCGCGUACGCUAAGCCCACCUACCCUAAGCCAGCCUAUCCAUCUGAGCCAACUUACCCGAAGCCUUCCUAUUAAACCUGAAUAUUGUUGUGGAACAUGAUUAUGUAAACAAAGGCAAUUCAUCAAUCUCAAUUCUACCGGACACGUUUUGUAAUUUAAACAAAAGAUUUGAAAUAACAAUAAACAUAUGUCUCAUUGAAA
Daphnia carinata is the source of this 1108-nucleotide messenger RNA. RefSeq names its product adhesive plaque matrix protein-like. NCBI's taxonomy places the organism in Eukaryota, Metazoa, Arthropoda, Branchiopoda, Diplostraca, Daphniidae. The transcript has 3 exons. The record is from RefSeq and is a predicted model, not a curated record. Gene Ontology annotation, cellular component: extracellular matrix. Bases 122 to 982 code for a protein of 286 amino acids.